Messenger RNA from Nerophis lumbriciformis (worm pipefish), 1125 nucleotides. The record is from RefSeq and is a predicted model, not a curated record. NCBI's taxonomy places the organism in Eukaryota, Metazoa, Chordata, Actinopteri, Syngnathiformes, Syngnathidae.
AUGUAUCAGCGAGUGUCCAGACACAGCUGUGAAUGGCCACAGUCGGACUUGACUCUGACGUUGCCGCUGAUCGUUACCACCAUGCAGAUGAACGGCAGCGAUGUACUCCAAGACAUUUACGAAGUGGCUGUAAAUGACAAAUCCAGCAACCACAGCUCGCAGUUUGCUGACGUAGCCAUGCUGCAGACGUUCAAACCCCUCAUCAUCCCGUGCUACGCUCUAGUCGUGGCGGUGGGCGUUUUUGGCAACUACCUGCUCCUGUACGUCAUCUGCCGGACGCGCAAGAUGCACAAUGUCACCAACUUUUUCAUCGGCAACCUGGCCUUUUCGGACUUGCUCAUGUGCAUGACGUGCGUGCCCUUCACCCUUGCCUAUGCCUUCAACCCUCACGGUUGGGUCUUUGGCCGCUUCAUGUGCUACCUGGUGUACCUUAUCCAGCCGGUCACCGUCUAUGUAUCGGUCUUCACGCUCACUGCCAUCGCUGUGGACAGAUAUUAUGCGACAGUGCAUCCGUUGAAGAAGCGCACCUCCGUGACCACCUGUGUAUGGGUCCUCGCUGGAAUCUGGCUGCUAUCCUGCGGCCUAGUCACCCCAGCGGUUAGCCACACGUAUCACGUGGAAUUCAAGGAGGAAGGCUUCACCAUUUGUGAGGAAUUUUGGCUAGGUCAGGAGAAGGAGCGACGAGUCUACGCAUACAGCACCCUGCUGAUCACCUACGUCUUGCCCCUCUCCGCUGUUUUCGUCUCCUACUUUUGCAUCACGGUCAAGCUUAAGAAAUGCGUGGCGCCCGGCCACAGGACCCAGGAGAAAGCCAACGCCCAGCAAGCCCGCAAGAGGAAGAUUUUCCGCCUGAUCGCCCUUCUGGUGUCGGCCUUUGCCGUGUGCUGGCUCCCGAUUCAUGUUUUUAACAUGCUGCGAGAUAUCGAUAUUAACCUCAUUAACAAGCGCUUUUUUUUACUCAUUCAGCUGCUCUGCCACCUGUGCGCCAUGAGCUCAUCCUGCUGCAACCCAUUCCUCUAUGCAUGGCUGCACGACAGAUUCCGAUCAGAGCUGAGGAAAAUGAUCAAGUGCCGCCGCCGUGUCGGAGUUCCGGUCAACCGCUGUCCCGCCGGCGUGGCCUUGUAA